Molecule: messenger RNA, 1445 nt
Organism: Elaeis guineensis (African oil palm)
Lineage: Eukaryota; Viridiplantae; Streptophyta; Magnoliopsida; Arecales; Arecaceae
Biological process (GO): protein localization to Golgi apparatus; Golgi to plasma membrane protein transport; intracellular protein transport
Cellular component (GO): Golgi apparatus
Molecular function (GO): GTP binding; GTPase activity
Source: RefSeq, a predicted model, not a curated record
UCCGUUGAGUUGGCAGCAGAAUGGACCUUUUACAGGUACGGUUGUCGCGAGUCCAAAUCGCCGGGCUGCUUCUUUUGCUUUGCGCCUUCAGCUCGCCGAGCGCCGAGCAACAGCCCGUCGACCGGCGCCCAAAUCGGUCAUAGGUCGUGCUGCUGCGGGCCGGACGGAUCCCGCAUCGAUCUCAUCACCCCUACUACCCUUUUCUCCGUUCCCUCUUCCCUUCUGCCCUCCGGCCGGCGAUUCCCGCCUCUCCUCUCUCUUCCCUUCUCACCCGGCGGUCCGGAACUCCAAUCGCGGCCGCCGGCCUUUUGAUUUCUGGCGAAUUUGUCUCUCCGGACAUGCGUGGUAUGAAAAGAUGAUAUUACAUGUUAUUGUGGAAGUCAUUAUUGGAUUUUGAAAGUUGUUGCUAAAUACAAAGUAUCUUAAGGCAUCAAAGACAACAAAGAAAUGUUCUCGUUGUUCUAUGGACUCUGGAAAUAUCUUUUCACCAAGACAGAGUACCAUAUUCUUGUUCUUGGAAUUGACAAAGCUGGAAAAACUACUUUGCUAGAGAAGUUAAAGUCAUUGUAUUCAAACUUGGAAGGGCUCCCACCUGACCGGAUUGUUCCAACAGUUGGACUGAACAUUGGUCGUAUUGAAGCUUCAAAUGCAAAACUUGUCUUUUGGGACUUAGGAGGUCAGAUUGGUCUGCGAACAAUUUGGGAAAAAUAUUAUGAGGAGGCACAUGCUAUAAUCUAUGUGAUUGAUGCUACUUGUCCGUCGUUAUUUGAAGAUUCUAAAUCUGCACUAGAAAAAGUACUUCGACAUGGGGAUUUACAAGGGGCACCACUUCUAAUACUAGCCAACAAGCAGUGGCAGGAUCUUCCUGGAGCUGUGUCUGCUGAAGAACUGGCUAGAUAUUUGGAUCUCAAAGAGUUGGAUGGAAGGCUAUGCAUGUUUGAAGCUGUAUCUGCAUAUGAUGGGAUGGGGAUUAAAUUUGCCAUUGACCGGUUAGUGGAGGUCAUUGAAAGAAGUAAGCGCACUGAGUCGUUAAGAACGCGUGCAGGUGCAGCUGGGCAUCUUUAGCAACAUCCUUUCCGAUCAAGAAAUGUCUAGCAACAUCCUUGCCCCAAUUGAUGUUAGAGAUCAUCCAAAGCAUUUUCUGCAGAGAUGGUGUGUAUUGAUCCAGAGGUGUUAUGUAUGCAAGCAGACUGCAUUCAGUUGGGUUCACUUUAAAGUUCUGGUCAUUCACAUUACGGUGUUCCUAUACAGUUUCAAAGUUUAUCUUGUGUAGCCUGAUGUACCAGAUGGAGUGAUGAUUCUCCAACCAUUUUGCCAUGUGGCAUGUAUUUUGUUUGGCCUAGUUAUAUCUGACAGCAAUUGAAUAGCAUCGAUACACAAUAAAGCCAACAGGAAUGCAAAGUUGCCUCAAAGAUUUUUGAAGGAUGUGAAUUCUUCAGUUUUAA